ACAUGUGACAUGAUUUGUCGUUGGUUUUUUGGCUCGAAAGGGAAAGUACUUUAAAAUACGGAUUACUUUCACAUUUAGGGAAUCCACCGUCAGACUUUCGAAAGAAAAUUUCCCUUUUCCGUGAACUUGUCAAAAUUCCUGUGCGUUGUUCUUAAAAGGUGUCACUUGUACCAUCUUUUAAGGAUAGAUCCAAAAACAAGAUAAGAAUUGCAGAAGUUUAUCGAGUAUUCACUAUAAGUGCACCUCUUAAUUUAUACAAUUUUCUUUCUAGUGAAUCUACUGUUGAGAUUGAGAAAGGGAAUUUUGAAGAUAUGAAAUUUUGCAAGAAAUAUGAGGAGUAUAUGGAGGGGCAAUUAGGGCAGAAUAAUAAGAAACUGCCAAGAGUGGGUCUUAAGAAAUUGAAGAAAAUAUUGAAGAAGUGUAGAAGGUGCCACCAAUCACCUAGUGUUGCUGCAGAUACUGCUACAGUACAUGACACCUCCACUUGCCCUCAUCAAUGCACAGUUUGUGAUGGAAGUUUUUUUCCUUCUCUCCUUAAGGAGAUGUCUGAAGUGGUUGGCUGCUUUAAUAAAUGUGCACAGAGAUUGCUUGAACGGCAUCUCUCCUCGGGUUUUCGCAAGUGUCUUAUCUUGCUCAAAGAAAGAAUACAAGGAAACCAUAUUGCUUUAGUUCAAGAAGGAAGAGAACUGGUCACCUAUGCGAUAAUCAAUGCAAUUGCCAUGCGUAAAAUACUUAAGAAAUAUGACAAGGUUCACUAUUCUAAGCAAGGUCAGGCAUUCAAGUCACAAGCUCAAAGUAUGCACAUUGAGAUCCUUCAAUCCCCCUGGCUCUGUGAACUUAUGGCUUUUCACAUCAAUUUGAGAGAAAAUAAGGCAAGAAAUGAGAAUGCUCUUGCACUUUUUGACGGUUGCUUCCUGUUAUUCAAUGAAGGGAAACCAUCUCUCACUUGUGAGCUCUUUGAUUCUAUCAAGCUUGAUAUUGAUUUGACCUGUUCUAUUUGCUUG
Nicotiana attenuata is the source of this 1004-nucleotide messenger RNA. Its product is annotated as probable E3 ubiquitin-protein ligase BAH1-like 1. Lineage: Eukaryota; Viridiplantae; Streptophyta; Magnoliopsida; Solanales; Solanaceae. The record is from RefSeq and is a predicted model, not a curated record.